This is a messenger RNA of Pomacea canaliculata, 11358 nucleotides long. RefSeq names its product lysosomal-trafficking regulator-like. The record is from RefSeq and is a predicted model, not a curated record. Gene Ontology annotation, molecular function: protein kinase binding. Gene Ontology annotation, cellular component: membrane; cytosol. The transcript is spliced from 55 exons. Gene Ontology annotation, biological process: intracellular protein localization. Bases 211 to 11322 code for a protein of 3703 amino acids. NCBI's taxonomy places the organism in Eukaryota, Metazoa, Mollusca, Gastropoda, Architaenioglossa, Ampullariidae.
ACUUCAGACAGUAAGGGGUUAAAUCACGUGCCCCCGUGAAGUCUGCAACUUGGAUUUAAUCUUAGGAAUAAACGUUCACUUGGUGUCGAUAGGGACAACUGUGAGUUACGUGUGCUUUACUGAGAAGAAACAUUUCUGUAACAACUGUCAUUUAGUCAGCUAUCACUGCAUGCGUACAGGAAAAGUACGUACUUGUGGAGUUUUAUAACGAUGUUGUCAGAGAUCUGGGAAACCUAUGCUCACCUGCUGAAGAGAGUCCCUGGCAGAGAUGCUAUUAGCAAUGCUCAGAGGAAGCAAGAAUUACUCGACAGAUUUCUUUGUUUGUUUGUCCAGCAAACUCAGAUUAGACAGGAAUGUCUUGUUUCCAGUGAAAUGAGAAAUGUGGCAAAUGAACUGUCACAAGAGUUUAUGCGAAACAUCAUGGAUUUACCAAGCAGUGAAUCAGAAGAUGAAAAUCCCCUUGAUCUGGAGAGAUACCUGCUUGAUGGUCGAGGCUGGAUGCUUCUUUAUGCUAUUCAUAUAAUUGGGGUCAAGAGAGUAUACAACAGACAAGACCUUUGCAACAUCCUGCAAAACCUUCUUUUAUCCUGCCUUAAGCUGUGUCCAAGGCCCGAGUCAGAUCAUUUGUCAGAUCUUUUUGAAGACAGUGGUGAGGCACCUGUGAACAAAUGCUUUGAGGCAGCUGAAUAUGUUCCAAAACACAAAGUGUUGGGAAUCCAAAAAAACAGCAUUCCUAGGAUGAAGCCCACGAGAAUUCGACAAGGAGAAGGAAAGAAAAAACACUACACAAAAACUUUGUACAGCCAUGAGAAAGCAACAGGAGGAAGCGCUUCUGAGGGAGACGACAGCGAUGACAGGAAGUCAAGGCAUCGACGAUUCCGGAAAUCCAUGAGAACACAGAUGUGGACAUCUUCUGUAAAAGAAGAAGUUUCAGAUUCAGACGAGGACUUUGUGAACAUGUUCCAACACCUUCCUACAAGAAUAGGGACAUUGUCUUCCAGCAGCAUGUUUCGACUGAUACUUCUGCUCCUGGAGGACCUAGGAACUCAAGACGUUCGCACAGGCACUCCUGGAAAAAUCUUGUCUCUUACAAUAUUGCCUGUGCUGAUUGAUGUUCUGAAAAGUUUCUCCGAGGACACAAGGGCUCAGAUGAACACUGAACAGAAGCAGGCAGCAGACCAUGAGGUCAUUUCGUUGCCAUGGCAGCGAGAAACCUGUCUUCUUGUGUUGCAACACUUGUUACGACUGAUUCUGACCCUGAGUGCAAUUGUUGCCACACAGCAGACAAGUAUUCGUAUACUUUUGUCCCAGAAUGUUUUUCCUGCGAUUCUCAGGUCUCUCACCUACUGCCAUGUUAUAAGAGGAGAUAAAAGCACAGAACUGUCCUCCCGUGAGCUCAGUAUUGUUGAGGAUGGUAUAAAUGGCUGCCUUGCUUUGUUCAAAAGAAUUUAUGCUUAUCUCCCUUUCAAUCCUUCUUUCAUUCGAGAUGCUAAUGCACUUAUGGAAUUGUUUAGAAUACACAAUGGAGAGGAGUAUUUCAUGUUUUUGUUUUCUGAAAGGGAUAAAUCAUUGUUAGUAAACAAAAGUACAAAGAAGGAUAUGCAUGCUGGACCUAUCCGGUGGCUGAGUGAUCUUAUUCACGGCUUGAAAGUUGUGAAAGUGAACUACAUUCAUGCUAUCAAGUGUCUCAAGCGCAGACACAGGAACUGUGAUUAUAGCUUCUUCUUUCAUCAUCACCAUGAUAUUUUUGGUGCCCCUUUUGAGACGUGGCAGGCUUUGACAGAUACAAGCCAGGGAGAGGAGCCAUCCAGACCAUCUUUUCCUUCUCUCUGUCAAAUGGCGAAGUGGUCUCACCUGCUUUUGGAGUGUCUGAAAAGGGCCAAGUCAAAGACCAGCAUCAUCCAGAUCUUGUGCACACUGCAAGAAGAAGGGACAUGCUGUUGCUUGCAGCCAUCAUCCAUCAUCAGUUUGUUUGUCUCACUCAUCCCAUCGUUCACACCAGCUGUACGGAACUUUGCUCUUGAGACACAAAACCUAGUGCUGCUGGAACAGUUUCAUGGGUGCAUUGAGACAAAUUUUUUUCCUAGAAAGGAGAAUCUUAUGUGUCCUCAUUGUUGUAUGGAUAGAGAUUUGUUGGAUGGCAUCCCAGUGGGAAUAGACAGUGGAGUGUCCAGUGGGGAUCUGGCAGAAGUUCACAAACAGAAGUCUCUUUUGAGGUGGCGGUCACUUAGACUUCUCCGUCAGCACAUUUUGUCUGGUACUGAGAGUGUGGCUCUUUCUGUUGCUAAAAGUCUAAUAACGCUAGCUAUUCGAGGUAACAGUGAUAUCAAAGAGGAGCUUUUCUUUGGAAUCUACCUUCAUGUGCUCAACAUGGAAGUAGGAAACAAUCCUGUAGACUGUUUGUCAUUGGAUAAAGAUGACAUUUUGACCCCUACAUCUACAGACAUAUCAUCUGGAGAGGAAGUGCCAUUUGCUGUGACAGUUCCUAGCUCUAUCAUGUUAUAUUGUGUGUCAUCUCUGCCAUAUGUUCUUCAAGUUGACAAAGUCAUGAACCUCUUUCUAAACAAGGGUGGCCUUACAUGUCUCACUCGUCUUCUGGACAAUGACCAGCUACGUGGCCCUAUUAUGGGGGUGUUUGAAGCACUGAUCAUGCUUGAUGAACACACGGUCAUUACAAAGUCUGACCCAAAAGGCCCAGCUAGCCCAGCUCACCAUUUGGACUACAAUGGAGGGACAGUCAUUCAAACAUUCAUCGACACGCUUGCCAAGAAAACCUGUGUCAUAACUGCUGCCCUGCAGCAACUUCAGAUUCAGUCCCUGCAGUCUAUGCCAGCGGAAACAGACACCAUGGAAGAAGGUUCAGACGUAGAGGAUACAGUACUGCAACAGGAAGAGACAAACCACCUUGUUCACGAGCAGGAAACUGUGACAGACCUGCCUAUGUUGGCUCACUCUGGUGAUGUGGAGACCCAGCAAGCAGAUGCUGUGGACCGCACCCACAGACUCAUUCUUGCCACCUUGCCACUGCUGCAGGACAUGUGGCGGACAUGUGCCAAGCUUUGCAUGAACAGCCAGACUUUUCGUACCUGCUACCAGAACUCGCCUUGUCUGUACAUUGUGCAAGAGACCCUGGUGCUUGCGCUGACCAUCAUGUCCGACAUGGGAGUUAGGCCCUGUAACCUCCAGAGGAUCAGUGCCACUGCGGUAGCAUCUUCUUGUGAGGGAGUGGACAGUGGCAGGAACCUGCGCUCGUUUAUAUGUCACCUGUCCAAGCUGGGGUUCAUUGAGGCCGUAAUGAUAGUUUGCUUUUCCUGUGGGACUAUAAAUCCUUUACAAAAGCAAGGGGAGGAGGAGGAGAUGUGGCUGAGAAUGAAGCACAUGCUGCUUCAGUGUGUAAACCUGGAGCCUGGCAAAUUGCGGGCUGUCUUCGACAUGCUGCUGAAUGCUGCUCAACCUCAGCUGCCAUCUAUACUGGAGUAUUCUUAUGCACAGAUCACCUCAUUUCUGAAUCAAAAGGAUAUGGAAGAGCUUGAGGAUGAGGAUGAGUUGCGGAAGUUGAUGAGCCAUGCCACUGAUGAGGAGUUAGACACUUUACACACAGGCCAGGGGUAUGAUGCUGAUACAGAGAGCGACCAGGGUGCAGGCUGGCAGACUGGUCUGGAGAGUACAGUCACCGGCACAGGAAACUCAAGAGAGGCAGAGAGACGCUGCUUUCCUGCUGUGUUGCGGCUGUUUGUGGAGCUGCUGGUGGAGAGUCAAAACACAUCAACAGGCCAGUCAGUUCUGGUGCCGGUCAUGCUACGUUUGCUGCAGAUGUUGCGAAGCUGCCAUGAUACUGUCACUGCUGCAUGCAAACAAGGACUGAUGGGUUUAAUAUUGGAAGGCUUCAAAGAUGUCUUGCUGCAAUCAUCUGGGCAACAUCAAUCUGUGGUGCGGGAAAUAGCAUGGACUUUGAUUCAGGUCAUUGGGCAGGUGGAGAUUGCCUCAUCUGAACUUCAACUGUUUCUUAAACUUUUCCUGAAAACUAAAAAUAUGAGCUCCCUGCUGUCUUCACUCACACACAUUGUGGAGAACAGCCGACCUGCGCCUCCUGCAUGCCUCGUCUUCCCAACAAAAGCCAAAGAGGCUGCUUCUUUCUUUAAAUGGAAGGCACCUCCACAUGUGGAUGAAGAUUCAGCACCAGAUCCACCGUUGACAGGAUCAUUGGUUGCUGCAGCCCAUUGUGAGGUGAAAGGCCUUCAGUGGCCACCUUUUGAGAAGGGAUUUGCUGUGUCCUUUUGGGUCAGUUUGGGUCAGCUAUGCGGCAUGCAGUCUGCAGAUAUAUCGCUCUCCAGCUUUUCAGAGAGUCAGAGGAGUGAUGUCAAGGAUGAGAGAGAGCUGGUUCUGCAAAUGCCUUCUCUAGAGGAGUGCCUCCAUCUUAUUUCCCUGGGGACAGACAGCAAGUGCCUUGAGGUUUGGCUGCAUGUCAAGUCUGCUGCCCUUGUUUGCAGGUUGACUUCAGGCACAGUGGGAAACAUUGUGCUGAAAGAGAUGGCAUUAGGGACUGGCUUUGAGCCUCUGUCCUGGCAUCAUGUGGUUCUGGCUUAUAGAGAUGAGCUGGAUGGCAGCACAUCUCUAGGCAAGCUGUACAUCACAGUGGAUGGGGUAAUGCAGAAAGAGAUAUUUUUGGAUCAUCCAGCCAGUUCUUGGCAUGCUCGUGGACCCAUUGCGCCACCAGUCCUCUUCUGGGGUCACAGCACCAGUCGCCACAUCAUUGGCUUCCAGGGACGGUACAGGCUGGGUGCAGUAUUGCUGUUUACAGAUUCUACCCUUAGCAAGGAAUGGUGGUUUCAUCUGUAUGCACUGGGUCCCAACACUGUUGGCAUUGGACUUUGUGACUGUGGGUCUGCACGGGUCAGCUACACCAGUUUGCUGCAGAAGAACCUGCUUAUGGGCUCCAGCCUUAACCAGGAUGUUCUCGUUGGUACAAUGACUGUGCCAGAUAUUGAAAAUGCCAGGAUGGCAUUAGUCUUGCAUUUUGAUCCAAACUCCCCAGAAUACGUAGGUCAUUAUGGUCAGGGGGAAGCCAGAGAGAGUGGGUCAUUGUUAGGCCUAGUACCAGCAUCAGCUGCAGUCGAUCCACUCCUCCUCCAUCGACCCCACCGGCAGCCUGUGAGUGGAGCUGCCCACCUGAAGGUUCAGAAAAUCACAACCCUACCUGGUGCCUUAGAGCAGUUAGGAGGUCUUCAGGCCAUGCUGUUUCUCGUUGCAAAAGUAUUUGAGCAGUGUGACAAGACAGGACAGGACAACAAAAUAACUUCACAGCAGAUGCAAAGCAAGGCCGUUCAUCUUCUGUUGACGUUCAUACGGCGUUUCCCACCACUUGCCAUGGCUUUCACCAGUAUGCAAGGCUAUGACAUGCUGGGUGUUGUGUUGAAGUCCUCAAGAGCUAUUGUUGGAUACCCUUUAAUCAAAGUACUGUUUGAUGCUGCUACCUCUGAACCCUUGUUCCGAGUUGAUCUGACAUCACUGGUGCUCAUCCCACGUACGUCAUCGGAAAGCAUUAUCCGUCAUGUGGCAGUCAUAUCUAAACUGCUGUUAUGCUGGAAGAUCUGGGAGCAAGGAUCUCAGGAAAUGAUGGAAAUGAUCCUGGGAGGACUGGUGAUUCUGACUCGACGGGACCACCCGCAUCGCACCUUCAACGUCAAGCAGCUGCUGGCAGAUUCUGUGUUGAGAGUUCUAUUUAACAUUUACCUGGAACGCAUCCAGGAUGGUCUUCCAGCUUUGUCAGCUACAUGUGGCCAGUCCGUGGCAGCGAUUGUGGCAUCACUUGUUGGCCAGCCUCCAGAUAUGAGUCUCUUAGCAAGUGUCACAGACUUCCUCCUACAAGUACACCCUGCCUCAAGUGGCUUUAUUGACCAUUCCCCAAGCGCUUUCUACAUCAGUCGCACAUGGGAGUUUGACCAUCCAACAGCAACAACAGCUGCAGAAUCAAUGGUUUCAGAUUCUUUCAAACGUGGUGCUGAUUCACGACAGCAGUCCCUUUCAGAUUUGGGGUCCAAUAUGGAGAAAGUUCAGUUCCAUAGUGGCAGCAAGUUCAGCGUGGGUAAUAACUGGGACAGCAAUGAAGGUACGGAAGACAGUGACAAUGGUUCAGAAGUGAGACAAACAGCACAAGCCCAAUCCCCAUACCCUCCACUUGAAGCAACUGCAGCCACUCCUUCCACUUUCUGCGUAGGGGAGAGCUCUGAUGACAGCACAAGUUCUCCAAGGCACAGUUCCUCUUCAGAAAGCAGUGGAGAAAGAAGUGAGCAAAGUUUAAAAAAGCUAAAAGGAAAAUUGGCCAACCAGUACUCUCGGUCUGCACCAGCAGCUAGCAGCUAUCACAUGAGAGGAGCUAUGGGCGAUGACAAGCAGCAGAUUAAGAAAGCUCUGCAUCACAAAGAAACAGAUGAUUCAGCAGAGGAAUAUGGCCACUUGACCUCUCAUGCUGAACACGAUCAGUCACCUGAUGAUUCAUCCAAACCAGUCAACUUUGAGAAGUCUGAAGAUGUCAAGAUGGAUGGACUUGAAACCUUAAAAGUUUAUCUCCUGCAGUAUUUGCAUAAAGUGGUAAUGGAGCAUCCCCAGCAAGAUUUUGAUGAUGUUUUCUGCCAUGUGGUCAGUCCCAAGAUUCUUCUUUUCCUUGCUCGCAGCACAUCAGAGGCUGUCCGUAUAGCAGUUACCCAGGUGUUAGGAGUUUACCUAUGGAGAGCACCUACACGAGUUCUUGAGGACUUUCUCAAGGUGGAUGGCUUUUUCCUGCUGGCCAAUCAAUUGAGUGCAUUUCCAGUUUGCCAACAGCAGAUGGAAGCAGCAGUCUCCAUGAUUCUUACCCAGACUUUCACCUUUCAGAACUUCCUGGUGCAUGAUAUAGGACAACUGUCACUGCUGCAGCAGAUGGCUCCCAUCCUGAUGCUCUCCCUGCUCAGCAGGACAGUGGCAGACUUCAUGCUUUGCCACAACUCUUUAUCCCUGAUUGCGCAGCUACUUCAAGGGACUCAGGUGAUAAGCACAGCAUUAUUGGAUGUCGGGCUUGCAGACGCUCUUUGUAAUCUUCUUUAUGAAGUACAUUGUCACUAUAGCAGCAGAACUGAUACAAAAAGUAUGGAAAGCAAAGAUGUGUUGUUGGUGGAUAUACAGACAAUAUUUUGCUCAGCUGCUGUGUCUGAAUUCAGCUGGUCUGGGAUAACUCACAUACAGCAGAUGGACUACAUGUUUCAGCUCCUGCAGACUUUGGAGGACAAACAAAAGGCGAGAGGAGAGGGUGGUCAAAAGCUGGCAGAGACUGCUCGUGCCUUUCAGUUUGCUAUGGUGGUUAAAGUUCUGGAGUACUCUCAGCACUUGAGCCAAGAGUUUAGCAAGACACCUGGAGGUUGGGCCUCGGCUCAGAAUAUCUCAGCUCUUCAGCUAUCUACCUCAUCAGAAUCUUCAGCUUCAUCGCAAAUGAGUUCUCAGGCCCAUCAACCAGCAGCGUCAAGUCAGUUGUCUCAGCAGUUGGGCCCUGGAAACCUGUCUGCACCCAGGCAAGGCCAGACUGAUAGCCGUUUGCUUCGCAAUGUCUACUCCUCUCCUGAUAUUGUGUCAAACUUGUUUGGGACAGAUCAAGAGGAUUCAUCCAGCGUUAGCUCUUUGCCCACACUUGUGAGAGAGGGACGUAGUGGAAAACCAUUGUCUUACUCUCGAAGCCAGUCAUCUGUGGAGAAACCAACCUUGCUGCGACGGCUGUUCAAACGCAGAAAGAAAUUGGAGUACAUACGCAUUGGACAGUCAGAACUGCUAGACCGGCUGAAAAAGUUCUUGGUCAUGGCAGUUGACCUGGCAGUAUUUCAAGACCGUCAAGAGGUCCAGAAGUCCAAGACACAGCACACGCUCAGCUUUCUAGCUGAACCAAAAACAUCCAGUCUGGAUGAUCGUUACCUGAAACACCUGUUUAGCACAGUCUACAACAUGCUAUCCCUCACCUUGUGCAAGGAUUCCUUUCAGAGGAAGUGGAAAGCUACCAUCAUGUCCAGCAUGAAGGAUGUUCUUCGUGUUCAGUUUGGUCGUCUCCUGUUGUGCAUGCUGUCACCUUGGGUGGAGUUUGAACUUCGUAUAUUUGCCGUGUCCUUUCUGAUGGGAGAAAGCCUUGGGCGUAAUGUGGUAUGCCUUCUUGCAAGCACCCAGGGCAUAGAAAUGGGUUUGCACCUUCACAACCUACUGACUACCUGGAGAGACUGGAUGAACCCUGGACAAAGAGAACUUACCUUAGGCAUGCUUUCACAGCUGCGACAGUGUGGUUGUCCCGUUAUUUCACUUGACCAGCAGAUACAUUCAGAACAGGCAGAGGCUUUGAAUGAGGACAAGAUGGCAAUCAGCUCAAAAUUCACCCGUGACCAGCUGGCUUGGUUGAACAGGCGCAGAAGUAACUCUAAGAAGGUGCUGCUGCGCUUUGAUGAUGUGGUGAAGCGUGUAUCAGAACAUGCCAUGGAUGUGACACGUGCUGUUUCUGGGCAACAAGGUCGAGAGCGGGCUGCCUUGAUAGACCAUAUCAAAAACAGUAUGGCCCAGCAAGUCCACUUCAUGAAAAGCUGGCAGGACCUUGUUCAUAGCCUUACACAUGAGAGAGGGGUGUGGCACCAUUCACAGUCAUACCCUAAAUCCUGGCAGCUUGACCCCACUGAGGGGCCUGGACGGAUACGUCGUCGACUCAUGCGCUGUCAUCUUGGUCUAGCUCCCAAAUACCUUUUGCCAGAGCAUCGUAGCAAGUUGGUUGGUCAGGAAGAAGACCCACCUCUGAAAUACCUUUUUGAAGACACCCACCAGGUGUCGGACUCUGCUACACUUGUCUACAAACUCUUCACCAAUGACACGGUGCAAUACACCGUUGUCUGCACAGCUGUGUCGCCAUCAUUUGAAAGUAAAGGAGAGUUUCUGCUGGGUGAGCAGUUCCUUUUCUUUGUUGCUGAUAAGGCCAUUACACACCCUGAUUACACUCAGAUUUUGCUUGGCAACCAAGACCAGCUGUCAAUGACAUGGCGCUAUACAGAGCUGCUGGAGGUCCACUCACGGUGGUACCAGCUUCAGGACACAGCCCUGGAGAUCUUCCUUGUCACUGGCCGUACCUACUUGCUGUCCUUCGAUACCAUGGCUGACCGAGACAAAGUCCUGGGACUUCUCUUGAGUCAGCUGGAAAAACCCAAAGGCCAGGAGCAGACAGUGGGUGAUAUUCAGAAGAUGUGGCUAGAAGGGAACAUGACCAACUUUGACUACCUCACUUGUCUGAACAAACUGUCUGGCCGCUCAUUCAACGACCUAAUGCAGUACCCAAUCCUACCCUUCAUCCUUCGGGAUUAUGAGAGUGACGAGCUGAACCUGGAGGACCCUUCUGUUUUCAGGGACCUUCGGAAACCUAUUGCUGUGCAAGACAAGUCCCGAGAAAGGAAGUAUAUCGAUAACUAUGAGUUUCUGAGACAAGAGAUGUUGCGGCCAGGGCCAGAAGAAGUGAUGCAUGUGGAGCCUUUCCACUAUGGCAGCCACUACUCCAACAGUGGAACUGUCCUGCACUACCUGGUCCGUCUGCCACCAUUCACUCAAAUGUUCCUUGCUUACCAGGAUAAGAGCUUUGACAUUCCAGACCGAACAUUCCAUAGCAUCCGCACAUCCUGGCGGCUGUCAAGCUUUGAAUCAUCAACUGAUGUCAAAGAACUCAUUCCAGAAUUCUUCUUUCUUCCUGAAUUUCUUGUGAACAAUGAAGGGUUUGAUUUUGGAGUACGGCAAAAUGGGGAACAAGUCAACGAUGUGUUGUUGCCUCCAUGGAGUGGCAACGAUGCUCGAAUUUUUGUGCUGAUUCACCGACAGGCCUUGGAGUCGCCCAUUGCCACACAGAUGUUGAACCAUUGGAUCGAUCUUGUUUUUGGCUUCAAGCAGAAAGGGGAAGAGGCUAUAAAAGCUAUCAAUGUGUUUCAUCCAUCAACAUAUUUUGGAGUUGAUGUCAGCUCUGUCACUGACCAAGUGAAGCGGCAAGCACUGUUGACCAUGAUUAGAACCUAUGGCCAAACGCCAAGACAGCUGUUUUUCACCCCUCAUUCUGGCAAAUCACAUUUGUCUUCAUCAGGACUGAAAUUUUCCAUAUCACAGCAGGAAAGACGAACAUACGUGCCACGGCCUGUUCCCACUGUCAAUGGUUUGAAAUGGGGCAACUAUGUUGGAUCACCUGAUCUGCCACAGCCAUCUUGGCAUCUGCUUGCAAAACUUGAGGUGGAAAUAGCCUCCCUUGUUUCCCUUGGGUCUGGAUCUGUGUUUGGCAUAGAGCGAGAUUCAACCUUGAUCAGUCUCCAAGCAAAGCCUACAGACCCUGUGCAACGGCAGGCAGACAUCAUGCUGGCGGGAACCAUAAGUUGGAAUCACCCUGACAACAUCUUGCGAGUGUUAACCCACAACAACAGAUCUCUGCUCAACUUCAUGGCAACCAGUCCCUAUGAAAGGGUGACAUGCUGUGCAGCUGCCUUGGACAGGUGUCUUCUGUUUGUGGCCACUGCCUCCGGUAGCAUUGGCGUCUACAAUAUCUCACACAAUGUGGCAAAGGUGAGAAAUGUCUUCUACAAAAUCAGUGUAUUACACAUGACUGCUAAUGCAUCUUGGCAUUGCUGCUUGCACACUCUGUUCCAUCUACUGAAUUGCAGACAUGCUAUUUUUUCUUUCAUACAGCCCACUACUUUACAUGUAUGGGGACUGCAGAGGGUCAUGUGUGGCCAUGGUGCAGAUGUCAACGUCAUACAGAUCAGCAAGGCUUUUGGAGUGGUUGUUAGUGGCAGUAGGGAUGCUUCUGUCAUCAUCUGGGACCUGAACAGGUUAUCAUAUGUGCGGACUCUGUCAUCACAUAAGCAUCCUAUAGUAGCUCUGGCAGUGAGCCCUACUCUUGGAGAUGUAGCAAGCGCAAGUCACACAGAAAAAGGCAGCACCCUUUGGGUGCACACUAUCAAUGGAUGUGAGGUCGGCCAUUACUCAUGUGUAGCUCGCAUCCAGUGCCUGGCUUACUCCUGUGCUCCAGAAGGACGUUCCAUUAACGUCAUUGCUGGCGGGCUCGACACCGGUGUCAUCAGGCUCUGGAGCAGCUGGGACCUCUCUCACCUGAGGGACCUUGUUUAUGAUGAAGCCAUCAAACGUCCAGUUCUGAGUUUGGCUUUCUCUGCCAACUCCCAAGCACUCUUCGUGGCAGCAACAGAUCACAGCAUUGUUCUCUGGCAGAAUGACCCACCGACAUCACAGACUCAAAGCAGCCACCUUGUUCUCCUCGUUCGGAAUUUGAAAGAUCGUCAGUAGCACCCAGCACAUCAGAAGAACAUUUCUUUAUACAGU